This is a messenger RNA of Lucilia sericata (common green bottle fly), 2205 nucleotides long. RefSeq lists its product as uncharacterized. The transcript is spliced from 3 exons. Gene Ontology annotation, molecular function: nucleic acid binding. The record is from RefSeq and is a predicted model, not a curated record. Lineage: Eukaryota; Metazoa; Arthropoda; Insecta; Diptera; Calliphoridae. The coding region runs from base 1 to 2205 and encodes 734 amino acids.
AUGCCCCAACAAUUAAUUCAACAUAACCUAUGGUGGAAUGGCCCACCAUGGCUCCAAAAUACGCCUGACUCAUGGCCUACUUCCCCCAGUAAUUUAUUUCGUGAAGAAAUUAUAGUCAACAAUGUAGCUGCUCACGCAACAAAAGCAACUACAAUUGAAACUUAUCCAGAAUUAACACAACGCUUUUCAAGGCUAUCUUCGCUGAUACGUGUGACGUCAUAUAUUCUUCGUUUUUACAACAACACAAAAUCAAAACAAAUCAACAGAAAAGUUGGAUUUCUUAAAACCUACGAACUUAAAGCAGCAAUGCAUUUGCUCAUUAAACUAACACAAGCGGUGUCACAUCAUGAUGAAAUAAAAACACUGAAAUUGGGAAAUAGGGUUCCCAAUCAAAGUAAUAUUGCAAAACUAUCGCCGUUUCUUGAUGAAGAGGGAACUCUGCGAGUUGGUGGUAGAAUUUCAAACUCUGCUAUUCCCUACAACACUAAACAUCCUAUUUUGUUAUCAAAACAAAAUCCACUGUCUUUUCUUAUAUUUUUAGAUGCUCAUAUAAAAACUUAUCAUGGAAGCCUCCAGCUUAUGCAGUCCUACGUUUCCCGUAGCUAUUGGAUAGUUUCCGCUAGAAAUAUAGCUAAACGCGUACAACGUGAAUGUACUUUAUGCUUUAAGUACAAAGCGCAAUCCUGUCAACAACUCAUGGCUUCUACUUCCAAGGGCUACAUUUGUCUUUUUAUCUGCAUGCGUACGAAGGCGAUACAUUUAGAGGCUGUCACUAGUCUAAAUGUGGAUGCUUUCUUGGCAGCAUUCCGUCGCUUUACUGCGCGUAGAGGCUUAUGCACCGAUUUAUACUCGGACUGUGGUACUAAUUUCGUGGGUGCAAACAAAGAACUCCAAGUUCUGUAUCACCGAAACAAAACAUCACUUCCUGAUCAUCUCGCAGAAACUUUAGCCAAUCAAGGUACAACAUGGCACUUUAUUCCGCCUGCUUCACCCCACUUUGGCGGACUCUGGGAAGCUGGUGUGAAAUCCACGAAACAUCACUUGCGCCGAAUAAUGAAAGAUCGCACACUAACAUACGAAGAACUCAGUACCCUCUUGGCACAAAUAGAAAGCUGCCUAAACUCCAGGCCGUUAUGUCCCUUAUCAGCCGAUCCGAAAGAUGCCGAUGUACUCACACUAGCACAUUUUCUUAUUGGAGAACCUACCAAUUGUAUCCCCGAUGAUGACUUACUUGAUGCUAAUCUUAACCGUUUAAGCCGUUGGAAAGUAGUAGAACAUCUCAAACAAAAUUUCUGGGAUCGCUGGAACAAAGAAUAUUUAUGUCGUCUUCAAGCUAGACCAAAAUGGAAUAAGGUCGAAAGAAAUAUAAAAGUUGCAUGUUCUUCUAUGCCAUUAUCUUCUUCAACUCAAUCAUCAAAUAAAGAAGCAAAUCCAGAUACUACAAAACUAUUGGAGCUUGAAAACGGAAUUAAAUCCAUAACACAGAUGGUUUCUAAUGUGAUGUCUCAAUUAAAUUUAAUAAAAUCUGAUCUGGAUAAAAGUCUAUCAAAAUCAAAGGAAACCGAAGAACUAUUUCACUCAAAAAUACACAGUCUAGAAAUUGAAAACAACUCACUGAGAAGGCAAUUAAACCGAGGUGAUAUUGUAGUCAACGGUUUAUCUAAGGCUUUAACUAGAGACAAGCUAUAUGCACAAAUUUUUAAAAUAGGAGAAGUUCUUGGUGUUAAUUUGCAACACAAUGACAUUAACGUGUGCACCUACAUUCAAGGCAAAGCCCAGGUGUUGGUUAAGUUCAAUAGUAUCUACAAAAGGGAUCAGCUUAUCCAGAAGUACUUUGAAAAAAAAUCUCUUUAUCUUAAUGAACUUUACAUAAAUGAUGAGCAGCCGUUGAAUUCAGAAGGAAGUGAAAACGAACAAAAUUCCACAGGCGACCAAAUGAAUACCAAUAACCUAAGUGAGAUAAGGGUUUAUUUAAAUGAACAUCUAACGCCUAUUGCAGCUAAGCUGAAUUACAUGUGCCGCAAGAUGCUGAAAACUAAAAAAAUUAAAAAAUUCAAACUUUACAAUAGAGAUGUCCCAGAAGUUAAAAUUACAUUGAAUGAUGGUGGUGAAAAAACGUUCAACAUUGAAAAACUUCAUGUUUUAUUUAAGGCAGUCUCAUCACAAAACGGUCAACAACAAGAUGGUACAAACCAUACUGAAUAG